AUGGUCAGGCAGCUAGCGAAAAGAUCAAGAACUGGUUGUCUUACAUGUAGAAAACGCAAAAUCAAAUGCGACGAAACACGGAUCAAAUGCAAACAAUGUAUCAAACAUCGAUUCUCCUGUGAAUGGCCAGCUGGGCCCUCCGGGGUUACUUCUAAGAGAAGGGUCUCAAUACAACAUGCCCUGACUGACCGGCAUAUAGCAUGUGCCAAUUCUCUCAUCCUAUCGCAACAAGACCGUCGGUUGCUUGAGUACUUUCCCUCAUCUACUGUUUAUGGUCUAUACGAUUUCUUCGAAUGGGGUGCCCUUCAAUACCUAGUCAGAGUAAUAGCUCCUCGAAGCAAGCUGGUUACGCGAAUGAUUCUUGCCCUUUCUGCUAGUGAAAUGCACAAACACAGCUCCAUAAAUGAAAAUUAUUUAUUGGGGAAGUGUGGAACCGAUGAUGGUUUGAUGUACUAUACACAAGCCGUUCAGGAGCUUUUGGAGGACCUCUCGGCCCCAACUCAAGGAGACGAGGUUGAUUCGAAGCUGGCUACAUUAAUCUUCAUGGUUCACUAUGAACUCCAAUUCACGGGAUCGAUCGAUCGGGUGCAAAUUCACCUACGAGGUUUCUGGGCACUGAUGAGCAAUCAUCCCAUCUUUGAAGAGCGACAUGCGAAUCAUUCGCAAUUGAAUCGCCGCCUGAUCUUAUCUUGCCAGUUAACUGGUUGGGCACUAAAUCUUGACAUUGCAGCCACAAGCUUCGGAGCGUCUUCUUCCCUUCUGAAGUCGGUCCUGAGCUCCGAUAACCCGGCAUUUAGUCCCAUGCGCCUAUAUCAAAUAUCACGACUGGGGGACCAUCAACUCUGGGGGCAACCUUUUUCAGGAGAUGAUAUGCUCGCUGAUGCUGAAUUGUACAGACCAGUCGAGUUGGGAUGGCAAGUGAUGUUGGCUCGUUUCGACAUUUGGGACUUGAGCGUAAGAGGAAAGCCUCAGAAUGUGGAAAGUGCUGAAUCGUUGUCAACAUUAACUCAUCUUUUGGAGUUGCGGGAGAGAUAUUGCGACGUUCUACACAUAGCCGACGAAGCUUCCAAAGGGCGAUGGACAUCCAAUAUUGAGAUAAUCACGCGCUUCGCAGCCUUCUACUGGGCUAAUAUACUCUUCUACUACCGCAUGCUCAAGAACGAUCCUUCUUUCUCAACCUCUCAGAACGAACUUCACAAAGAGGCUAUAUCUAAACUGAUCAGGCUUCUCCACUAUCGCCACAAGCAAGACAGUGACCACCGAAAACGGGGUCGCGUAGUCUGGUGCUACUUUAUUGCCGCCAUUCAGACGCCGGACCCCGUUCAUCGUGACUGGUUGAUAGAGAAACUAGCAGAUGUUCGUGAUAUGUCGGUAGAGUGUAAGCAACUAUGGUCGAUGGCUCAUACUAUGCUCGGGGAAGUAAGAUGA
Molecule: messenger RNA, 1428 nt
Organism: Talaromyces marneffei
Lineage: Eukaryota; Fungi; Ascomycota; Eurotiomycetes; Eurotiales; Trichocomaceae
Exons: 4
Coding region: 1-1428 (475 amino acids)
Biological process (GO): positive regulation of transcription by RNA polymerase II
Cellular component (GO): nucleus
Molecular function (GO): DNA-binding transcription factor activity, RNA polymerase II-specific; zinc ion binding; transcription cis-regulatory region binding
Source: RefSeq, a predicted model, not a curated record